Messenger RNA from Fusarium odoratissimum NRRL 54006, 732 nucleotides. RefSeq lists its product as uncharacterized. Gene Ontology annotation, molecular function: phosphatidylcholine lysophospholipase A1 activity. NCBI's taxonomy places the organism in Eukaryota, Fungi, Ascomycota, Sordariomycetes, Hypocreales, Nectriaceae. The record is from RefSeq and is a predicted model, not a curated record. The coding region runs from base 1 to 732 and encodes 243 amino acids. The transcript has a single exon.
AUGGUUAUCACGGGCCAAUGCCCUUCUCGAAUUUGUGUCACCUCCACAAUUGGCAACAAGGAUGACCAAGCAUCGGCCAUUCGUUCCAGCACACAGGCAACGCCACCGAAUGUUGCGUUACGCCUGAUGCCACUAGGAGGCUCAGUUACAUAUGGCGUUGGAUCUUCGGAUGGAAAUGGAUACAGGAAGUUCCUGCAAGAUCUUCUUCUUGCCAAUGGCUACGAAGUCAGCAUGGUCGGCUCACGCAAGGCUGGGUCCAUGCAUAACAACGAAAACGAAGGAUGGCGUGGGUAUCGGCUCGACCAGAUCGAAAGUAAAGCUAGACGAUCCGUCGCGACUGUCAAGCCAAAUCUCUUCACAAUCAACGCCGGAUCCAACGACUGUAUCCAAAACUAUCAACUUGACGUUUUUCGGGAGCGAAUGGACAACCUGCUUGAACAUCUAUGGAAGACCUCUCCCCUCUCUACAGUCAUCUUGUCAACGCUGCUAGUAAACGUGGACAAGCAAGUCAACUCGCGAGUUCUGGACAUCAACAGUUAUCUCCGGGAGCUUGUUGUAUUGAAGGAAGCCGAGCGAAAAAAGAUAGUUCUUGCAGAUAUGUACAGUACUAAAGGCCCUGAUCUUGAUGAUUUGAUGGAUGGCACCCAUCCCAACGAUGACGGGUAUAACAAGAUGGCGCAUAUUUGGUUCAACGCCAUACAAAAAGCCCGCGCAAACGGAUUCGUAGGAUGA